AUGUUCGAUGCCUAUUCGAUCGGAGAGGUUGGAAGAAGCCUAAAGGUUGAGCUAUGCUCGAUCCGCAGCCAAAAGACAUCGCAAGAUGUUCUGGCCAGUUGCAAGGAAGGACAUUUGCUGAUAUUUGGCAGGACCGCUUCACGGUUCCGGUUCGACUUCAAGCAUAUGCGUCGGAAUUUCGAGCGGAAACCGGUGGUUGAAAUGGCCAUCGUCGAAACAAUGCAGCUUCUAUUUUGUAUGAGUGAUCAACAGUUAUCCGUGCACCAAUUCGACACAGACACGAUGUACCCGCUGAUCGCGCAAUUAAAGCUGAAGCCCAUCCAUACGUUUGCAGUUCAUCAAAAUACGGACGAUGCUAGCGUGAAAGUAGCUGUUGCUGUCAAACGACGAAUACAUGUCUUCAAGUUCUUCCAAAACGAUUUUGUCGAAGUUUUGCUUGAUGGGUCGCCAUUCCUCGAGUUGAAGGACAACCCCGCCAAUCUUACUUGGUGUGGCCUGUCGCUAGCCUACUCUCUCCGGAACGAGUACCACGAUUGUAAAUGCACCACUCGGGCGGUGAUGAGCUUUCUCGACACGCCAAUUAUUACGUAUUUAGAAGAUCGAGCGAUGAUUGGUUUUGCAGCUGGUAAAAACUUUGUAACGGUCCCGGUCGAUGCGGAAGCGAAAACCCGAAAGGAUGUGCGCUUUUCGGAGGCGUUGCUCAACCUAGUGUGGGACCCGCCAUUUGUCGUGGGUUUACUGCCGAAAGGGCUGGUCGAAAUUCGGACCUACGACUCGCCACAGCUCAUCCAAUCAUUUACCCUCAAGCAGGCACACUUGUUGACAAAUGCCGUGCCUGGUUGUGUCGUCGUUGGUAGCCUCUGUGAUAUUUGGAUGCUGGAUUGCCACGAAAAUCUGCGUAACAAUGUCAGCAGCCUGAUCAAAGAUGCGCGGUACCCAUUGGCGAUACAAUUGGCCGACCAAUUCGCCAUCUUUACCGACGACCAGAAAAAGGAGAUCAAGCGCCAAUAUGCUACUUAUUUGUUCUCGACGGCCGAAUACGAUGGGUGCUAUGCGGUGUUUUCUGAUAUUGGGAGCGACAUUGGUCCCGCGAUCCAGCUGAUCCCCGAGUUGCUCCCGCCGAAAGUUCAACAACUCUCCCCAACCCCACAAAAGGAACUCCCCGAAAAUGAGAAGAAACGGGCGAUCCAAGCACUUUCCGUUUAUCUGGCAAAGGUACGCACGGAUUUGGCGCGCAGCUUGGAGCAACACCAACAAGCGAAACAUAUGAACGUUCCGGAGGGAAGACUUUCAAAAGAAGAGCACGAAGCUGCCAAAGCCAACUUGCAAAUUGUCGAUACCACGCUCUUGAAAUGCUAUAUCCGAACAAAGCCGAUGAUGGUCGAUUCACUGUUGCGACUCCGAGACAACGCUUGCUGGUUUCCGGAUGCGGAGGAUAUCAUUAAGAAAUCCGGACGUAAUUCUUCGCUUUUUGUGUUGUACGAAACGAGAAGGAAACAUGAAAUGGCGCUCGAACUGCUCAAAGGCGAAUCGUUGAGGCCGGAUUGCGAUGCGUAUUUUGCGGGGCCUUACAAGACGGUCGAGUACCUACAAACGCUCGGCAACAACGAGAUUGAUCUGAUCUUCAAGUACUCGAAAUGGGUGCUUGAUGCCGAUGUGGAGGAGGGACUGGCGAUAUUUACAUCACCCGAUUCUGACCUGGCCAGCAACCUCGAUCGAGAGAAGGUCGUGGAUUUUCUGCAAAAAGAUUGCGUGGCUGCGCUGAUCCCAUAUUUAGAGCACAUAAUCUCCGCCUGGGGCGAGCAGCGACCAAAAUUUCACGAAUGCCUCGCCGAGCACUACGUGGCUAAAGUUAAAUCACUACAUAAGGAUUACGUGCACGCGUUUCCUGAUGACGAAACGAUAAUCCGGGCGGGUACUGAGGACGGGGAACUCGGCGAGUAUAGGCGAAAGCUGCUGAAAUUCUUGGAGAACAGUCGCUCUUAUUCGCCACAAACGGUGUUGGUCCAGCUUAGCAAUCAAGCAUUCUACGAGGAACGCGCACUAAUGUUAGGACGACUCGGGCAGCACGAGCAAGCCCUCACGAUCUACACCUCAAUUUUGCACGACUACGAGGCGGCCGAGAAGUACUGUGCACUGCACUAUAACCAGAAAACCGGACCUCAGAUCUAUCUCCAACUCUUCGAGGCUUUUGUAUCGCCAAAGGAUCCGCAGAUUGCCGGGUUGAGCGAGCGCCAAAUCCCUAUCCCGGAACCAAAUGUGAAGCAGGCGAUUCGGAUCCUGAGCCGUCAUGCCGAUAAAAUUGAUACAGUGGCUGCUCUCCGAAUAAUUCCGGAUUCAACGCCGCUUCAACUUCUCUCCAUGGCCAUUAGUGCGGUGAUACAAGCGACGCAUGACGAGGCGACGAAAAGCUCCAUUAGACGUCGUAUGUGCGAAUGCGCACGGGCCGUCACUGAGGAGAAGCUGCGCAAGGUGGCAGGGCUGAAGGUUGACGUCAACAAUAUGACAGAAUGCGCGCUGUGCAAUAAGAAGAUUGGGAAUAGCGCCCUCGUCCGUGACCCUCAAAGCCAAAACCUCAUGCACGUCUUCUGCUACGAAAAUUCAAUCGAAGCCGCAACAAUGCAA
This is a messenger RNA of Mesorhabditis spiculigera, 2625 nucleotides long. The record is from the annotation of a GenBank genome assembly. Lineage: Eukaryota; Metazoa; Nematoda; Chromadorea; Rhabditida; Rhabditidae.